This is a messenger RNA of Chenopodium quinoa (quinoa), 1922 nucleotides long. RefSeq names its product programmed cell death protein 2-like. Gene Ontology annotation, cellular component: cytoplasm. Lineage: Eukaryota; Viridiplantae; Streptophyta; Magnoliopsida; Caryophyllales; Amaranthaceae. Bases 372 to 1595 code for a protein of 407 amino acids. The transcript is spliced from 11 exons. The record is from RefSeq and is a predicted model, not a curated record.
AAAAAAAAACUAGAAAAUAAUUAUAUGGUACAUUGGUACUCCCUAAAAUAGAAUUGAAAUCACACAAGCUCACUCAUGUCCACACAACAUUCGCAAGUCCCUUAAUUAAAUCACGUCUACAAACCCAUAUACGGAGUAGCCGAUAUAGGGCAUAGACCAAAGUCUAGACCGUAGCACUAUACUUCGUAGUUUUUAUGUUUCGUAAAACUGGUACGAGUAAAUGCUGCUCAUUUGCACAGAAAUUUGUAGUUUUUCAAGUGCACCCCUCUACUUCUCUCUCCUCUAUUGAACCGUACUUUGAAUUCUCCAUUGAAGUGCCUUUCUGAGCUUUUUCUCCUCCAUUGAAGCAGCUUCGAGGUAUUGAGGGUAAAAUGUGUUUAGAGGAGUUGGAAGUUGAUACAGGUGGUGAAUCAAUGCCAGAGCUGGAAAGCCAUGAAAUAUCGGCUUCCGGCGACCGAGUUUUUGAUGAUGUUAAUGAUUAUGACGAUAAUGAUGAUGUUGAACAAGUCCCUGUAUGGCUUGGUUUUGUUGAAAAGCCUAAGAAUAGCCGGUUGCUUCUCCGUGAAGCCUUUCCGAGCAAAGCCGGAGGUGUUCCGGCGUGGUUGGAUCCUGUGAAUUUACCGACCGGGAAGUCGUGUCUUUGUGAUAUGUGUGGGGAGCCUUUGCAGUUCUUACUUCAGGUGUAUGCUCCUAUCUCAGAAAAGGAAUCAGCAUUUCAUCGAACUUUAUAUGUGUUCAUGUGCCUUUCUAUGACAUGCCUUCUUAGAGAUCAGCACGAGCAAUGGAAGCGUGGACCACAAGUGCCAUCUCGAAGUGUGAAGGUUUUCCGCUGCCAACUCCCGCUUACGAAUGCCUUUUACUCAAGUGAGGCGCAGAAGGAUGGGAGUGCCAGACCAUUAGGAUCAGGAGCUCCCCUUUGUGCUUGGUGUGGCACAUGGAAAGGAAAUAAAUUAUGUAGCAACUGCAAAACAGCUCGUUACUGCUCUGAGAAACAUCAGGUAUUGCACUGGCGUGCAGAUCAUAAAGUCAAAUGUCAACAACUAAGUAUUUCUUCCAAAUCAUCUGAUGAUACCUCUUCAAAUGAGGCUGUCACAGCUGCAAGCAAAGCUCUUUGGCCUGAGUUUGAGAUCAUAAACGAACAUGAAGAUAACUUUUCAUUUUCUGAUACUGAUGAAAAUGAUUCAUUGGUCUCAAGGCAACAAGUGGAUGAAGCAGCUGACUCACUCAUGGACAGCUUUGAGGGUGAUGAUGAUCGACAGAGCUGGGCGACAUUUCAACAGCAUCUUGCUAAAGCCCCUGAACAAGUAUUGAGAUACUCUAGAGAUGAAGGGGCAAAGCCUUUGUGGCCUACAUCAAGUGGCCGACCAUCUAAAGCUGAUAUACCAAAGUGCUCUUCCUGUGGCGGCACAAUGAAAUUUGAGUUACAGAUCUUGCCUCAAUUGCUGUACUACUUUGGUGUGAACAAUGAUGUCAACUCGCUGGACUGGGCAACAAUAGUGGUGUACACCUGUGCUGACUCUUGUGAAGGAAAUCCAUCUUACAAAGAAGAGUUUGUUUGGGUCCAACUUACCUCGCAAUCUUCAACUGAUGCUUGAUUACCACAAUUAGAAGCUUCUUCCCCUCCCCAAACACAGACACACCCUUUUUGUAGUGAUAUAUGUAGGAAACCUAUGUGGCCGUGUGAUGCUUGUCAAAGCAGUUAAAGUCCCUCAAUUUUGUUAAUUCCUUGUCUUAGUGAUUUUAUAGUUGAAAAUCAAGAGGCUUAUAUUUUUGCUGCAAGGUUGCAGGUUGCUAUAUAGACUAAAACCACAAGAUGUAUUAUUAAAUCUAUUCCAAACUACUGUAGCUAUCAAGAUUUGGGCUGUGCAAAAUUUGAGUAGAUACAAAUUGAGUAUGAAAUUUUAUAUUGUUCUAUUUGUGUA